AUGGUAGUUCCUAUUAUACUAGGCAUUGGAGCUACAUUAUUAGCCCUAACUACAAAAGCAACGAUAUCAGCAUAUAAACAAUAUAUACAUUUAACACCAGCAAUGAUUGCAACUUUAAAUAAUAUAAAACUAACAAGUUUUGAAGAUAAAUAUUCAUCAACAAUUUCCAAAACUGAUCCAAAUUAUCAUCAUUAUAAAUUUUUAACCGCAAAAUAUCCUAAUCGACCUUUUAAUACUCCAAUGACUGAACAAGAAGCAUUAUUUAUAUUGGGGAUAGAAGGUGAUGAUAUCUUAAAUGUUGAUAAGAAAAUGAUACGAGAUAGGUAUAGAAAAUUAAUGAAUUUAAAUCAUCCUGAUAAGAAUGGAAGUCUAUAUAUAUCUCAAAAGAUAAAUGAAGCUAAAGAUAUAUUGGAUAAAAGUUAUAUGGUAAAUAAAUGA
Molecule: messenger RNA, 438 nt
Organism: Insectozyma verbasci
Lineage: Eukaryota; Fungi; Ascomycota; Pichiomycetes; Serinales; Debaryomycetaceae
Source: the annotation of a GenBank genome assembly